AUGUACUCGUUGGUUUCAGUUUUUGACACCAGAAUGGGAUAUAUGAUCUCUGGAACUGGUUUGAUGACCGAACUUGCAGGCAACUUACGGUGGAAACUGAAUUCCCUGAACAUAUCUCUCUCAGUUGAAACUGUCUGUGUGUUUACUGCAUCCUCAGCCCUUGCUUCAUGGGCAACUUAUCUUCUGACAAAGGAGAUUAUAAGGGUGCGGGGCCUGGCUUGA
Messenger RNA from Sphenostylis stenocarpa, 222 nucleotides. The record is from the annotation of a GenBank genome assembly. NCBI's taxonomy places the organism in Eukaryota, Viridiplantae, Streptophyta, Magnoliopsida, Fabales, Fabaceae.